AUGGGGGUUGAGCCUGUCGGUCAGGGACAGAUUCUUUAUGGUGCUGCGGGCGUGUCGGGCUCCCAGACCCUGAUGGCUUCUUUAGAGGUACCAACCUCGGUCGUACUUGCCGUACCCACUCCUGCCAUAUUUAUGGUACCACCAAUGGUACAACUGGCACCUACUCUGGUCGUGCCCACUGCGUACCCGACACCCCUGCCACUAGUGCCUACGGCAUACCCGACACCACCACCACCAGUACCUACGGCGUACCAGGCACCACCGCCACUGGUGCCUACUGCUCACCCGACACCCGCAGCAGCAAUAGCAGUUGCUCCACAUCCGGUACCACCACUUACCGCACCUCCAGCCACACCCACUUAUGUUGACCCUGCAGUGCCACCAGCGACACCUGCCCCUGUUUAUGCAGCAACACCGGGGAUACCUCCCCCGACCUAUCCAGCGGUACCACCUGUAGUACUAGCUCUAGUGAUUCCGCUAGUUCCCGCAGCGGUCCCUACUCACCUUACUGAUAUAGUUGCGGCACGAGCACAGAUCCCCUCUUUGGCAGAAUCGAUGAAAAGUUGA
This is a messenger RNA of Zingiber officinale, 567 nucleotides long. Its product is annotated as extensin-like. The record is from RefSeq and is a predicted model, not a curated record. The transcript has a single exon. NCBI's taxonomy places the organism in Eukaryota, Viridiplantae, Streptophyta, Magnoliopsida, Zingiberales, Zingiberaceae. Bases 1 to 567 code for a protein of 188 amino acids.